Molecule: messenger RNA, 1023 nt
Organism: Solanum tuberosum (potato)
Lineage: Eukaryota; Viridiplantae; Streptophyta; Magnoliopsida; Solanales; Solanaceae
Exons: 4
Coding region: 319-828 (169 amino acids)
Source: RefSeq, a predicted model, not a curated record
CCUUCGGAUUGGAAGUGAGGGGUGCUUACCAUCCGAGCAACACUCUCUCGUCCAUAAUAGUAGUAUUCUACCAGUUUUAAAAGGGAAAAAAAAAAGGACAGAAAACGGAUCAUAUUUGUGGAUCAUCCCGGUCUGACCGGGUUAAAUGAUCCAUGUCGUAGUAAAACCCAGAGAGAGCGACUACUCUUCUUCUUCAUCAGCUUGACUGUGAAUCCAAUUUUUCCAACUCCAGAAGAAAAUUUCUCGCAGUAGAGCAAUUCUUCUCCUUUUGCCUAAUUGGAGCUGGAGGUUUGUUAUAGGAAAAAAAAAAUUAAGCAAAUGAAGAAGCUUAUAGAGUUCGGACGAAAGGCGAUGUUCUAUAUUAGGGUUCUCUCAGGAUACGAAGAGCGUAAAAUCCGAUCCUAUCGGUUACAGCUUCAACAGCGUCUUCAACAGGCAGAAGAGAGGAAGGCGGCAGUAAGGAAGAUUCCUGAGCAGAUGAUUUUAUCAGAAGUUAGACGCAUGGUGGAAGAGAUGCAAGCUUUAAAUAAGAAGUUAGAAGAUACUGAGACAGCUAUAACUGAUUAUUUCAAGCCUUUAGACCAGCAGGCAGAGGAAGUAGUGAAAAUGCAACUAAAGGGAGAUGAGAAGAGAAAAGAUGAGAUGAUGGAGGCCAUGCAGAAGCAAGCACUUCUUGAGAUGGCUCAAGCAGAGAAACAGAAAAACAUGCAAAUGCUAAACACAAACAAACAUGUCCAAGAGAAAACAUCUACAGAGACACUCAAUCAGAAGGCAUUAUUUUGGAAAUGCAAGAAAGAGAAAUCAGGCCCUGUCCUAAGCAUCGGAUGAAUUUGUAACAAUAAGGAGUGACCAGCCUCCAUAGAGCGGAGAUAGGAUUUAGAGUUUACGAGUUCUGAAUUCUAGGAAAUACAACUUAUUCUUGAUAAACUAUGUAUACAUAUUUGAGUGGAUUUUUAACCACAAAUACAAGGAAGUUUUAUGUUCCCUGCAUUGAAGUCAUCAAGGUGUUUUAUUCCUCGCCAA